UCUUUUCUUCCCUCUUUCCUCCAUAAGUUAGUCUUCUUCUUCUUUUUCUCCAAUUCUCAAAUCCUUAAUAAUUUUCACUCAAGAUGUAUCAAUCUUCAUCAUCUUCUUCAUCUUCUCAAAGUUCAAUGCGCCCUACCGGUCUAAUCCGCUACGAUUCCGCUCCUAGUUCAUUCCUCUCCAACGCAGUCGAUUCCGUCAUCGGCCAUCCGCCUGGAUCUCAACCUCAUCCUAAAUUAAGAGUCGGAAUCGGCGACGGAAACGCACAGACGAUGCCGCCGUACUUCCUUUCAAACUCCGGCUUCAAUUUGAGGACCGACGCCGCCGGAGGACCGCCGUCCUUGAUUCGGCAUAGUAGUUCUCCGGCGGGAUUUCUGAAUCAACUUGCAGCUUCAGUUUCAACUGCUCCUUCAUGUUCAACGGCGAACAACGGGUUUCCAGUAACAAGAGGAAUGAACAGUUUCAAUUCGAGUAACGAACGAGGAGGAGGAAUAACGAGACUAAACUCUCAACUGAGCUUCACAAGACAAGAUGCACUUUCUCUCAUAUCCGAGGAAGAGGAACACCGAAACAACAACGAUAGAAAAUCUAAUUAUAGCACAUCCACUUUUGGAGCUGCAGCAGGAGGCUCCUCCAACUGGGAUGUUGAUUCCAAUACUAAUAUUGCAUUUUCUUCUCCAAAUAAACGAUCAAAGACCAUUAAUGCCAGCCUCGACUCCAUGGAAACACAACUUCAGUUUGGCCUUACUCAUGAUGAUCAUCAUCAGGGAGCUCUGGAAAUGAAUUCAAUGGAGAUGAAGUUAUUACACAAUAUCCCUCAAGAUUCAGUUCCUUGCAAACUUCGUGCCAAACGAGGUUUCGCCACUCAUCCUAGGAGUAUCGCGGAAAGAGAAAGGAGAACUCGAAUUAGUGGGAAACUGAAGAAACUUCAAGAACUUGUUCCUAACAUGGAUAAGCAAACAAGCUACGCAGACAUGUUGGACUUGGCAGUGCAACAAAUCAAAGGCCUUCAAACCCAAGUUCAGAAACUCGAAAAUGAUAUGGAGAAUUGCACUUGUGGAUGCAAGCCAACCGCGGGCACAUCAUGAUCAUGGUGCAUGGAUUAUUGGAAGGAUCGAUAUUCCUAAACAAACAAAAGUUGUCAUCUCCAAAUAGAUGAGAUCGAUCUUAAUAAUAUUGCACACAUAUAUAUAGAGGAGACUAAUUAAGAACCGCAUGUAAAUGGUAACUUUCCCAUUUCACUAUUCUUCUCGUUAAUUUAUUAAUUAUGACCCUUUUAAUGGCGUUUUUUCCCUUUUCGCCCAAUGUGUUCAGAAUAAUUAUAAGUUUAUUCUCUUUAAUCAAUUAAACUAAAUGAGCACAAUUUUUACAUGUUUAA
Impatiens glandulifera is the source of this 1375-nucleotide messenger RNA. RefSeq names its product transcription factor bHLH128-like. Gene Ontology annotation, biological process: regulation of transcription by RNA polymerase II. The transcript has 6 exons. Gene Ontology annotation, cellular component: nucleus. Gene Ontology annotation, molecular function: protein dimerization activity; DNA-binding transcription factor activity, RNA polymerase II-specific; RNA polymerase II cis-regulatory region sequence-specific DNA binding. The record is from RefSeq and is a predicted model, not a curated record. Lineage: Eukaryota; Viridiplantae; Streptophyta; Magnoliopsida; Ericales; Balsaminaceae. The coding region runs from base 84 to 1085 and encodes 333 amino acids.